AUGAUGUACUGUGACGUGGCUCAGGAGUGGCUGCUCCUGGUGCAGACGGUCUUUAUCCCGACUGUGUUCCUAGGAGUGCUGGUGGUGGGGCUCAUCCUGAACCUGCUGUCCCUCUGGAUCUUCUUCACCCGGGUCAAGCCAUGGAGCCGGAGUACCCUGUUCCUCUGCAACCUGGCGCUGGCCGAUGUCACCUGGCUCCUCAUGCUGCCCUUCCUCAUCCAGUACCACCUGGGGCGGCUCGACUGGAUCUUCGGAGAGGCCAUGUGCAAGCUGAACCGUACCGUGUACCACUCCUGCUUCUACUGCAGCAUCUACUUCAUCACCUGCGUCAGCGUGGACCGCUACCUGGCCAUCGUGCACCCGCUUAAGUCCAUCUCCCUGCUCACCAGGCGCCAGUCUCUGCUGGUCUGCCUGGCUGUGUGGGUGAUCACCUCCGCGGUCAGCUACCCCGUUACCAAGAUGGCCACCGUCCAGACCUGCCCCGACAACAGAACAGUCUGCUCCCUGUACGUCUUCCUCAACAGCACCCACGAAAGCCUGCCCUUCUCCCUGGUCUGCACUGUCACGGGCUGUCUGGGGCCCUUCUGCGCCAUCUGCUACUGCUACUGCAGCAGCGUGCGUCAGCUCCGGAAGCAGCCUCACCUAAGCCGGUGGUCCCAGAAAAGGCGCAAGCUGGCCAAGGUCAUGUACUCGGCCCUGCUCAUCUUCGGAGUGCUCUACCUGCCCUACCACCUGAUCAGGAACUUGGCCAUCGCGCUGCAGGCCGCUGACCCCGGCGUUCUGCGCCCCCCUGUUCUCAGGGCGGAGACGGCGUUCGCCAUCGAGAUGGCCGUCUGCAGCCUCAACACCUGCAUAAACCCGCUCUUCUACUUCCUGACUGGGGGAGACUUCCGCCACCACUUCUUUGAGAUGUUCCCCUGCUUGAGCGGCCGGGUGAAGCCGAGACCGCCGGGGCAGAAUGUACAGCUGCACGUAGGGACUAUCGGUCCUGUGUGA
Acipenser ruthenus (sterlet) is the source of this 996-nucleotide messenger RNA. RefSeq names its product P2Y purinoceptor 1-like. The coding region runs from base 1 to 996 and encodes 331 amino acids. The record is from RefSeq and is a predicted model, not a curated record. The transcript has a single exon. Gene Ontology annotation, biological process: G protein-coupled receptor signaling pathway. Gene Ontology annotation, molecular function: G protein-coupled receptor activity. Gene Ontology annotation, cellular component: plasma membrane. Lineage: Eukaryota; Metazoa; Chordata; Actinopteri; Acipenseriformes; Acipenseridae.